UCUUAACAUUUUAUCUCCAGCAAAACAUCUCUGACCAUUCCGAGUAUGAAACAAGUAAAAUUAAUGAAAAUAGUGAAGAACCUUUGAAUUUCGUGCCUCAAGUUUAGCCGCAUUUGUUUUUUAUUCUACUUUGAUGGUUUUUAUCGGACCGAAAGUGCAUCAAGUGCGCUGCGCAGAAAGUGCAUAGUGCAAAUCGUGAUUCACGAAAAGUGUGAAGUGUGAGUGGCUCUCUAAUCGAAUUGCCCGUGAUUGUCGGAAUUCUCGUCCAUAUCGCCCACAUGCACAAGUGUUCACGAGCCACAAAUUCGAUACAUAAAUAAAAUGAGUGUCACUGUUUACGAGUGUGUGUGCUAGUGACGUGAGUAGCGUAAGUCAGUGAGCGAGACACGAGGUGACCGAAAUACAACACAAUUUCCGAGGAUGGGUCGAAUGAUAAACAACACAGAGUCGUGCGAGUCAUGCCCUUCUGGGGCGUACAAAUGACCUUAAAAGUGCAAAAUCGUGACGGCAAGUGACAACUAACUUUUAGUGACGUACUCGUGCUCCAUUCGUCGGAGGUUCGAAAAAAGCUAGAAAAAAAUCUGGCGAACCGAGCACGAAGACUUCGAAAAAAGAGAAGAAGGCGAAGAAGAAUGUCAGUGUGUUCAAGACAGUUGAAACCUGAUUUUUGGAAUCGCACUCUCCUGUUAUGCAGACGCAAUCGUUUGCACAGUUUGUUAAAGACUAAGUGUAUUUCUAAGAGUAUAUGAAUGGAUUAACUGUGAUUUUAAGAGAUAUACGUUCAAAUUAGCCCUUGUGCCAUUUUAUUCCACUUAAGAGAUUCGGAAGUAUUCACGUUUCAUAGAUUAUUUAUAAGUAUUGAAAAUUAGAAAUUCUGUAGAUAGAAUUGCAUAUUGACAAUGGAAGGAAAUCACGUUUACAAACCCGAGACUAUCAUGACUGAUGUCAGCAUGCAGGACUUGCAAAAGCUUCUCGUCUACUUUUCGAAAAACACCUAUAGAGCACGGGAUGCUGACAAUACGAGCCAGUCCAUAAUGCAAAGGUGUGUUUUGCUAGCUGACAUGGAUUACCAGCAUUCUGUAAUCAACAACAAUGAAGGAGACUUGAGUGCUCACUACCCCAGUCAUUUAAUAAUUCUCGAAUACGAGAAGAGCAAAUAUCCGAAUAAGUGUGAUACUCCGCCGCCACCGCCACCGCCACCGCUACUGGCACGCACAACGGAAACAAUUUACGAAAGUAUGUGCGAUCCAAUUAGGUUAAAGGAAUUAAUAAAAAGCGCUCGAUUCGCGCGAUGUCGAUCAAGGUUUCCACUGCCGGUUAUACUCUAUAAAGGGAAAUACAUUUGCCGGUCGUCUACCUUAUCGGGCGGACCGGAAAUUUAUGGUCGAUCUGGACUGGAUUACCUUUUUGCGGGCAGUGAAACAGGAACUGGGGAAGAAGAGAGUUCCAAGGAAGACGCUGAUGAUGCGUGUGGCAGCGAAUCCUUUGAUAACGAUUCCCCGGCGGUGAAGAACCAGUUUGAUAAGGUUAGGAAAAAGGACAUUAAGCUACUCAAAACUCUCAAAGUGGGCCACAUCAUAGACUUCAUGGUCGAGAAUAAAAAGGUCAAAUUCCUUAUGAAUGUCACUUCCUCGGAGAAGGUGGACAGUGUCGGGAGGUAUUCCGACUUCAACAUAGUCUCAUUGCCAUACCCAGGUUGCGAAUUUUUCAAGGAGUUUCGAGAACACAAUUAUGCAGCCAAUCACCUCGUAUUCGACUGGACGCAAGCUCAUGUCGAUGCGAACAUUGGAGUUCCCAAGGACGAGAUAUCCGGUCAACUGCCUGUCAAUUGGGAAGAAUAUCGAGACUGGGAUCUUCUAAAGCUCACUCAAAACUACCUGAAACUCAUACUGCGAUAUAUGAAUGAAAGCGAUUCCGGAAUACUUAUUCAUUGCAUUUCAGGCUGGGAUCGCACUCCAUUGUUUAUUUCAUUAUUGAGACUAAGUCUCUGGGCAGACGGUGCAAUUCACACAUCCUUGAACGCCUACCAAGUCCUCUAUUUUACGAUAGCCUACGACUGGAUGCUGUUUGGUCACGAUUUGAAAGAUCGAAUGAACAAGGGGGAGGAGAUAUUCUUCUUCUGCUUCUUCUUCCUGAAGCACAUCCACGACGAAGAGUUCAGCGUCCACUCGAGGGAAUACAGAAAACGUAAUUCUGUGGUCUGUCACGAUCUCGACUCGCAUCUUCGAGACGAAGAUUACAGUAUGCAUACGCCAAACAUCAAAAGCAGACACUCUGUUCUGCGUAACGAUAGUGACUCGCAUCUCGACAACGUGAUGUUUGAUGGCGAGUCUGUAGUUGCUCUAAGCUCCGUUAGUUCAAAUCUAAGCCUCAACAGUUGGUGCAGUUCCGUUAGUCAGAACAGUCGCGAUAGUCAGGACAACAAUCCACCUUCGGUCUUUCACUGUAAUUCCCAGGAGAGUCAGGAAGAGACUCAUACUAAUGGGUUUGUUACAGAUCAGGGAAUUUUGGAAAGCCAGGGAAAAUCUGAAAGAUUAAGGAACGUCGUGCCCUGGACUUUUUAUAACUCCCCGAACAAAGAGGGAAGUGGGAAUGGAUCGCGUUCGCCUUUUCCUGCAAAUAGGACAUCACCAGUUGCUGUUCCCGUACCUGGCCAUCUUCGACAGAGAAACGAAUCUUCAUCUUCGGGAGGAUCUUGGCAGAUGAUUUCCGGAACCGGAAGUUUGCGUGGUUCAACUACGGCAAAUGCUCUUCUUUCCGAAAAUCUCGCAUCUAGUUUAGCGUGCAAGCCUCUUUGCGAAACUUGUACUGGAUAUGCAUCCCAGGAAUCUAGUACGACGAUCGUCGACGAUGAUGCUUCCACACAAUUAAAGAUGAGGAAAGAAAAGUUACAGUGUCUACGAAAUCUAUUUUAUGGCGCUUACAAUACGGUAGGAUUCAAAGUGAAGGAGUUUCCCGAGUCCAGUGGAUUCGGUCAGUUUCUUGGCAAUUUCGCUGAGAAAGUAGGAUUCAUCUCUGUUCAACGCACAAGUUUGUGACCGGAAAAUGUCGUUAAGACAUCGAUUUUCCCACAGAAUCAUGAAUUUGUUACUGUUGACUCUUUAAUUGAACUGAGAAUUUUAUAAGCUUAUGUCGGAUAUUAAAUAAUUGUACAUUAUGGUUUAUUUGGGUAACGUGUCGUCGCAUUUUUAUGCGGGGUGAAUGUACGAGACAUAAUAAACUUGCUAUUUUUCUACAUAAA
Molecule: messenger RNA, 3241 nt
Organism: Belonocnema kinseyi
Lineage: Eukaryota; Metazoa; Arthropoda; Insecta; Hymenoptera; Cynipidae
Gene: EDTP
Product: myotubularin-related protein 14
Exons: 8
Coding region: 900-3038 (712 amino acids)
Biological process (GO): dephosphorylation
Molecular function (GO): phosphatidylinositol-3-phosphate phosphatase activity
Source: RefSeq, a predicted model, not a curated record